AUGACUUCCCAAACCCCGGCCGUUGUCAUGGACAACGGAACUGGAUAUUCUAAGAUCGGUUUCGCCGGUAACGACUCUCCAUCCUUCGUCUUUCCGACCGCCAUUGCGACCAAGUCUGCCGCUGGUGGCGGUGCUUCUCCCUCUGGACGACCCGCUGUUGCAAGCAAGCCUACUUACCUGGGUGGCUCCGGAGGUGGUGCCAGCUCUCAUCUGUCAGGGAAACGCGGAACGGAGGACCUGGAUUUCUUCAUUGGAGACGAGGCACUGUCCGCUUCCAGUGGCCCGGGAUACGGUAUUCACUACCCCAUUAGACACGGCCAAAUCGAGAAUUGGGAUCAUAUGGAACGCUUCUGGUCCAACUCUAUUUUCAAAUAUCUGCGCGUCGAGCCCGAAGAUCAUUAUUUCCUCCUCACUGAACCGCCUCUGAACCCUCCCGAGAACCGAGAAAACACGGCCGAGAUUAUGUUCGAGUCGUUCAAUUGCGCAGGUCUUUAUAUUGCCGUGCAAGCCGUUCUUGCACUGGCUGCUUCUUGGACAUCGUCGAAAGUCACCGAUAGGUCUCUUACUGGAACUGUCAUUGACUCUGGUGAUGGUGUCACCCACGUGAUCCCCGUCGCCGAGGGUUAUGUCAUUGGGUCCUCGAUUAAGAGCAUUCCGAUUGCUGGUAGAGACAUCACCUACUUUGUCCAGAGCUUGCUCCGGGAUCGUGGCGAGGCCGACAGCAGCUUAAAGACAGCAGAGAAGGUGAAAGAGGAGUACUGUUACGUUUGCCCAGAUAUUGUUAAGGAAUUUGCUCGUUACGAUAAGGAGCCCGACCGUUUGCUCAAACACACUGUGACUUCGCCCAAUGGACGUUCAAUCUCUAUUGAUGUCGGCUACGAACGCUUUUUAGCCCCAGAAAUAUUUUUCAACCCAGAGAUCUACUCAUCUGACUUCCUAACGCCCCUUCCCAAUGUUGUCGACGGGGUCAUCCAGUCAUCCCCCAUUGACGUCAGGAGAGGACUUUACAAGAACAUUGUUCUUUCUGGAGGAUCUACCCUUUACAAAGACUUUGGUCGACGUUUGCAGCGUGAUAUCAGGCACCUCGUGGAUAAUCGUAUCCGUGCCUCGGAGGCCCGCAGUGGAGGGGCCAGAAGCGGAGGACUUGAAGUGCAAGUUGUCACGCAUAAGAGACAAAGACAUGGCCCCUGGUUCGGAGGAAGUUUGCUCGGUCAAACCCCAGAGUUCCGCAGCUACUGCCACACCAAGGCUGAGUAUGAUGAGAUUGGUCCUAGUAUUGUCCGGAGGUUUGCGCUGCUAGGUGGACCAGGAAGCACUUAG
Talaromyces rugulosus is the source of this 1320-nucleotide messenger RNA. RefSeq lists its product as uncharacterized. Gene Ontology annotation, biological process: Arp2/3 complex-mediated actin nucleation. Lineage: Eukaryota; Fungi; Ascomycota; Eurotiomycetes; Eurotiales; Trichocomaceae. Gene Ontology annotation, molecular function: actin filament binding. Gene Ontology annotation, cellular component: Arp2/3 protein complex; actin cortical patch. The record is from RefSeq and is a predicted model, not a curated record. Bases 1 to 1320 code for a protein of 439 amino acids. The transcript has 4 exons.